UUAUCAAACUCAUCCUCUUCUUGCUGCCCAAGUAACCGAACGUUACGUAAUUCUAUUUUCUUUCUUGUUUUUGAUGUGCUAAAAGGAAUUUUAAAUCCGGGGAAAAUGAGUUGCAAUGGCUGCAGAAUCCUCAGAAAAGGUUGCAGUGAGAACUGCAUGCUUAGACACUGUCUGCAAUGGAUAGGCAGCCCUCAAGCUCAGGCCAACGCCACCGUCUUCGUCGCUAAGUUCUUCGGCCGCGCCGGUCUCAUGUCCUUUAUCUCCGCUGUGCCUGAAACUCAACGUCCUGCAUUGUUUCAGUCUUUGUUAUAUGAGGCGGUGGGGCGGACGGUGAAUCCGGUUAGCGGAGCAGUGGGGCUGCUGUGGACGGGGAACUGGAACGUGUGCCAGACGGCGGUGGAAACGGUUCUUUGCGGCGGCGAGUUGCAUCCAGUGCCGGACCAGUUGACGGAGUUGGAUGACGUGUCAGAAUCUGGUGUACUCAACUGUACUUCUCUUUCCACGACGCCAAGAAAGGUUAUUUCCAUACCCUUGAAAAGGAACAGUAGUGAACCCACGGGAGAUCUUGAUCUGACGUUGACGACUAGCUUUCCGUCCAGAGCUGUGAAGCGGCGAGCACCAACGCCGUCGGAGGAGUCCGAAACGACGACGUUCGGAAGUGGGCUUGAAAAUUCUAGUCUUGAGGGAGGUGAGCGGAAGCUCUUGAGACUCUUCGAUUAAGCAAGGAAUAUUUUUGUUUUUCUUUUCAUUUUAAUUUUUAACCUGCAACUUAUAAUAUAAUUACAACAGUUUAUAUGUUUAAUCUUCUUCUAUCAGCCCUUUUCCUUUAAUCAUAAUGGAGAGGAAUUUUC
Molecule: messenger RNA, 851 nt
Organism: Pistacia vera
Lineage: Eukaryota; Viridiplantae; Streptophyta; Magnoliopsida; Sapindales; Anacardiaceae
Product: LOB domain-containing protein 37-like
Exons: 2
Coding region: 106-720 (204 amino acids)
Biological process (GO): regulation of gene expression
Source: RefSeq, a predicted model, not a curated record